AUGUCGACUCCGUUCUCGCGGUCUUCGCCUUCAAGUUGGGAACCUUCUACUCGUCUGGCACCAGCAAUGGCUUCCACAGCGUUGCGCAAUCCUUUACCGAGUUUACGACCAGACACUCAGCUUAAUUUCAAUCAAAGCGCGUCACGUCGAUCGGUGACUAGUCCACAAACCACAAUAGACAACUCCGUUUACCCGCGUCAGUCGGUUAGUCCUACUCAGCGUAUGACUCAAGUGAACACGAUGCCAACAUCCAAUCUUAGUGACACUUCUGAUGUGCAUUCGGACUCCAGGACGGCACAUUCUACGCGUCCGGGGAACGCGUCCGACGAGCAAAAAAAGUUGACAAAAAAAUUGUUGCACCUGUUUGAAGAAGCUGCCAACGUCGAAGACCUUGUUGCCAAAUUACAAGUGGCUGAACUCGUCGGUCGCUUGAAUACUGAAGUACUCGCUUUGUUUGUGAUGAGGGCUUGUGAAGAAGAAGGUAGCCAACUCAACGAAAAACUGCUGGAAAUUCUCGAAGAACGGAAUCUCGCAUUCUUAGUUCCAAGUCUAAGCCUGUCACAUCGACUGACCGUGCUGUUAGCCUCAGAAGGAGCAAACGACGCCCAGCAAAAUCGAGACGAAUCUGUCGCGCAAGCCUUUCUUCUCUGCAUCCAAGAGCAUACUACUCAGGAUGAUCGACAAUCCCCUGAGUUUAUUCAUGCUCUCUUACCUGCUGUGUAUGCCUAUGUGCAUCAGAUAGGUCUGGCGGAGUGUCCCUCGACCACGUCGGCGACGGAACUAUUGAAACGAGAACGUACGGCUUGGAAGGCGUUGUUGGCCACCGGUUUAUCAGAUUCGCUUCGUGGCUCACCAGAACGACAAUUGGAUGCCCUACACGCCCUACAGUUGUUUUGGAUGAGUAAAGGCAUGCCAAAAGGGUUUUUGCUGCGUUGCUUCAUGAAUCUCUAUGAUUCGGAACUCGUGGAUGAGAAUACUUUCUUUGCAUGGAAAGAAGAAAUCAAUCCAAACUAUCCGGCCAAGGGACAAGCACUUUUUGAAGUAAAUCGUUGGCUUAAUUGGCUUGCAACCGCCGAAGAAGAAGAAGACGAGGAAGACAACGAGACUAAAUUGGCUGGACGAACUAACAAGGAGAACGCCGUGCACUCACCUGAACUCAGUCAAUCUGCCGUCUCGACAGACACAGCUCCCACGCGCUCUUCAGAUUUGUGUUCAGACGAACUUUCGGAUGCGCUAACGACAGCCGAAAUGGAUGCUAUCCGCGCUUCGUCAUUUAACACUAACGGUGGCACUGGUGAGAGCAUCGCGAACGGGCCAGGCGAAUCUUUAGCCAUGCUUGUGAUGCAACAGUAA
This is a messenger RNA of Echinostoma caproni, 1353 nucleotides long. The record is from the annotation of a GenBank genome assembly. NCBI's taxonomy places the organism in Eukaryota, Metazoa, Platyhelminthes, Trematoda, Plagiorchiida, Echinostomatidae.